AUGGAGAUUGAAAUGUUUUUCCAGCUUCAAUACGUGAAAAGAGAUGGAGUCAGGCAGAUAAGCGAACACAAGCAGAGUGGAAUUAAAUGUUCUUAUCGCAGUAAUUUUACUUUUUCACCAGUCAUUCAUUUAGUAUUCAAGACAGAAGCAAGAAACGAUUUAAUUCACUCAACCUAUAAUCAUCAGCGAAAACGUUGA
Clunio marinus is the source of this 198-nucleotide messenger RNA. Lineage: Eukaryota; Metazoa; Arthropoda; Insecta; Diptera; Chironomidae. The record is from the annotation of a GenBank genome assembly.